This is a messenger RNA of Hermetia illucens (black soldier fly), 4571 nucleotides long. It is a transcript of the gene bon, whose product is annotated as E3 ubiquitin-protein ligase TRIM33. NCBI's taxonomy places the organism in Eukaryota, Metazoa, Arthropoda, Insecta, Diptera, Stratiomyidae. Bases 787 to 3933 code for a protein of 1048 amino acids. Gene Ontology annotation, molecular function: zinc ion binding; ubiquitin-protein transferase activity; protein binding. Gene Ontology annotation, cellular component: chromatin; nucleoplasm. Gene Ontology annotation, biological process: positive regulation of DNA-templated transcription. The record is from RefSeq and is a predicted model, not a curated record. The transcript has 13 exons.
UUUCUGAAUUUUUCUAUCCGAUCAAAAGCGUCCGUUGUUAUCGUGAAGGGGAGUCAUUUCGCGUGCUACGAUUCGACCAAAGAAAUAAUGCAUUCUCACUAAUUGCCCGCAAACGGGACCUAGCGUGAUGUGAGUGCGUGAAUGUCCGAACGGACUCAAGUGACUCAGUAACCAGGAGAAAAGUGUGAAGUUUUUCUCGUCUGACGGUGUGCAUGCCUGGCCGCCAGCCUGCCGACGAAACUUGGUGAAAAAUCAUUCGAGAGUUGCGAGAAAAGAUGUCCAGCGUUUGAAAAGUGACGGCGCCCGGGAAGUAGCAAGCACGGUUUCGGUUGCGAGACGGGCACGAGUGGCGUGAACCGUGUCAAGGGAAUUUUUGGAAAGUUUUUUUCUGAUUUCUGCUGCGGACGAGUCUGCAAGUGCUCCGCCGCGGCUCAGUGAAAGUGCUUUCACACGAGUUUCCAUUGCUUACGUUUGGCAGUACGCGGGCAGGGACCGGAAUGCGAAUUCGCCGACCGGAAGGAUUCAAUAUAGCCUCCCGUGACCAUGCCUGAUUGUUAGUAAACCCGCCCCCGCAAAACUCUGCUCGCGUUUGGGUCCUUUUGUUCCGUCGGACGUGCCUUCGAGUUCUCGCCCCUGAAAUAUUUAUGGCUUCCGUUGUCUAGUUCGUGAGACGGCAGGGCCUCCUUGCGACUCGGCGAUUUGUGCAUAAUUUGAGUGCGACCGUGUUAUGUGGAUAUCGUCUUGCAACACGCAAGAAUCUGUGAGAAAAUAACUGUGAACGUAUUCAUGGACGCUGCAGCGCAUUGCGAAACGGCUCCGACGCUCGACUUGCUCGCCAAAGGACACGUCGCCCCACGAAUCGGCACCCCCGGCAACAUGGAGCUGGACGAGCUCGAGAACAUGGCGAAGAGCGACUUCUUGCCGCUGCUGCCGCUGAUCAAGCAGGAGCACUUGGACAACGCGGAGACCGCGACCACCGCCAACCCUUGUGACAGCGUCGAGAAGCAGGUUGAUGAAACUACCACCCCUGGCGAGCCAAUUUCAACAAAAUGUGUUUGGUGCAUGCAAGUACUUACAGCAAACGAUCGUCCAAAAUUGCUGGAAUGUCUUCAUGUUGCAUGCUCACAAUGUGUCACAACAAAAUUCAGCGAAUUAGACCGAACAAUGCCACCCUUAAUACAUUGCCCAGUUUGUAAUAUGGCCAGUCAAAAUGAAUUCAUAAUUGAUAAUCAUUUUCUUAUGGAACAAAGUAAUGCAAACGAGGAAGGACAAGGUUCAACUGAUGGUGAUCCUAAGACAAAUUCUACCAUUGUGAAAUGUAGCAGCUGCAGUGAUGAUGCAAAUGCAACAUCAUGGUGUGUAGACUGUUCUGAAUAUAUAUGUGACAAUUGUGUACAGGCACAUCAGCGAUUAAAAAUCACAAAAGAUCAUACAAUUAAACCUAAGGAGGAGGCAACAACAGAUUCACAAAAUGGUUCCAACACGAACAAAAAUCUUUUGUGCUCUGUACACACACAAGAGAAGUUAUCACUUUUCUGUGAAACUUGUGAUAAAUUAACAUGCCGUGAUUGUCAAUUGGUGGAUCAUCGUGAUCAUAAAUAUAAAUUUGCACAUGAAAUUGCCACAGAGACAAGAACCUCACUCAGUUCACUUUUGAGUGAAAUUAAUUAUAAGAGAUUUUUAUUGGUUAGUGCAAGGAAGGUAAUUGACGAUCGACAAAACCUCAUAGCCGACAAGAAAAAGGAGUUGAUUCGUGAAAUAACGAAUAUGGUCGUCAAAAUCACAAAUACUGUUAAUCAUCGUGGUAAACAGUUGGCUAUGCGUUUGAAUGAAGUGUGCGACAGUAAAUUGAAAGUAUUGAAUGAGAAAAAGGAUGCGUUGCAGCUUCUCUCGGAGAAUACAGAUCAUUGUAUUGAUUUCGUUCAAGCCGCUCUGGAUAAGGGCAGCGAUUGUGCUAUUCUUUACAGUAAGAAAUCUUUAGCAAGACAUUUACAAAAGUUGAAGUGCCAACGAGCUGAUAUCCCAAAUCCGGAGAUACCAGUUCGAAUUCAAGUACAAUUGAAUCAGGUCCCAGAACUACAAAAAGUAAUCUCACAACUUGGAACGAUUAUAGUUGACGGGAAACCAUAUCCACCACCUCCAGCUUCGAAUGGACCUCCACGACAACAGCCUAGUCCAAACAUGGCACCACCACUUCGACCUGGCCUACCGCCACCCGGCAUGGCACAGAUCUCACCAGGUGGCCCCAGUGGUUUUCAAAAUGGUCCGCCAAUCUAUAAUAGUCCCUCACCUCAACAACAAUUCAAUAAUAUGCAAAUAAAUCGGCCAUUUGGUCAGGAGGUUCCAACUGCUGUACGCUUUACAAAUAUGGGCCCUGUCGGUAUGCAACGUCAGGGUCAACCUCAUGUCAGUUCUUCCACACAUCCUCAGAAUAUGGACAUAAGUUUACGUGGUUUACUAAACAAUCAAAAUGCUCCACCCCCGAAUCAAGGUCACAUUAACUUCAAUGGUCCACCUAACUAUCCUGGCAACGGUCCACAGAAUGGUCCGCCACAUCAAAAUAUGCCACCUCAAAUGAGGCCACAUUACAUGGCUGGUCCGCCGGCACAACAACAUCAAAAUUUUCAGCAACAGCAACCUGGACCUAAUCCACAGAAUUUUAUAAAUAAUGGGCCAAGAUUUCAGAAUUUUCAACGAAUGACCACACAUCCACCGAAUAUGGGGCAACAGCAAGGUGCGACUAAUACUGCGAGCGGAGGCGGGGGUGGUGGUCCUCCGCCAGGUCAAAUGCGUCCUAUCAUGCAAAAUAAUAUGGGUUACCCCGGUCCUCAGACCUACCAACAAGCUCCUGCAAAUAAUCAACAAAUGCCUAUUAAUAUGCAUGCAGUGGCCAAAUGGCAUAUACCACAGUCAGCGCAACAAGCAAAUGGUUCUGCAGGUCAGCAACAGGGUCCACUAAUGCAAUUCCCAAAUGGUCGACCUGGUGAAAAUUUUAAAAUAAAUCUUAAAUCUCCAACAACCUUACAAAAAAGUACAACACCAAAUGGACAAAGUAGUGGAGGGUCGGUUGUUCUUCCUAAUGUCACAUCGACAAAUCCUAAGACACCGAGUCCGAGUACAAAUGAUACCUCAAAAGAUUUUACAGAACCAAUCGAUAAGGUCCGAGAUGAUUCUAUAAAUGAUCUGAUGGCAACUAUUGCAAAACUAGAUUCGAAUGGUGUUCAAGUUCUUCCAGAGGGACGAAAUAAGACAACGUCGCCACAAGUGCACAGUUCGACAGAUAUUGCAAACAUUGCUGAUGCAGAUAAAACAGAUCAAAAAGACGAUCCAAAUGAAGAUUGGUGUGCCGUUUGCUUGGAUGGUGGAGAACUGAUGUGCUGUGACAAAUGUCCAAAAGUUUUCCAUCAAAAUUGUCACAUACCGGCUAUUAGUUCGUUACCGGAUGAAAGUGAGACAUGGCAGUGUUUGCUGUGUGUGAAUCUAGCAGAUUUGGCAAAUACUGUAGAUUUCGACAAACGCAAUGGUGAAUUAGGACCGAGUGAACUAAAAAUCAUUCAGAGGAUAUGUUUGGAGUUAUAUUGCCAAUAUGAACAAAGUUUACCUUUCCGGGAGCCCGAGCCGGCAACACACACUGCAUACUAUGAGAUUAUCUGCCAUCCCAUGUCAUUGGAUGUUAUCCGCACACGAUUGGAUCCAUCGAGCCCAAAUCACUAUAAGGAUAUUGCAACAUUUGUAGCUGACGUGCGGCUGCUCUUCAAAAACGUAUACUUAUACUUCCAGGAGGAUUCAAAGACAUAUUCACAUGCGCGAUACUUAGAACAAUUUUUCGAAGAGCAAUUGGGAAAAUGGCUGCCAAAAUAUGCUGUCGUCAAUAAACCUGAAGGUGAUGAGGACGAGUGUCCUGCGAAAAGAACCCGCAAGGAAUCGGAAUAAGUGAAUAUAAUCGUCUGAAUCUAGUGGACGUUUAAGUUCAGUUGUAAACUAUGUUACAAACACAAAAAAAACAAAAACAAACGAAAUGAUACGAGAUUAUUAUAAUUGCAUACAGGAAUAUUAUUCUUAGCGUAUAAGUUACGUCGUAUAUUUAUGUUUAAUGCCUGUCAUCGUUUAAUAUCGAUGCAACUUUACUCUACAACAAGCUAUAAAUUUAUUUAUUGUUUAUACAUUGCUUAUGAUAAGGAUUCACUUCUAAGUACUUGAAGGAAACAUCAAUGUCUACUUUAUUAAAUAAACAAACUAGAGAUGAUAAAUCCUAACAUAAUGUUUAGUUUCAAAACAUUUUUUAUUUAAAUAUAAAAAAGGAAAAUCAAUACACAUACGUACAUCAUCGCAUUGCAUUGUAUCAUUAGUGGUUAGUUAAUUUCUAAAAUGAAAUACUUGAUAUCAAGCAAGCAAACAAAAAAAAGUAAAGGCACCAUAAAUGUCGCAAUUUCAUUCAUUUUUAGAUUCGAUGAUCAUUAAAGACAUUAAAUAUAGAACAUUUAUAAUAGUUUUAUUCAUAUUUCGUAAAUGACAUUUUUUAAUAAAAAUUAAAUUUCUAGUUUCCACGUUUUGUAGGAAAAAUCAUGUUA